UCGGCCGAGAGCCCGCGCGCCACAGUCCAGCGCCAUCUUUGCAAGUCGGGCGCGCAAAAUACGCUGCUUCUAAUUGGCUGCCUCCGUCUAGGGGCGGGUUACUAAGCAUGGUGCGGAUUGGCUGCGUCAGUGUGAGGGGCGGGGUUAGAAGGCUGCCGCCGGGGCUGAGGAAACAUGAGUUUUCUGAGGUCUACCAUCAGACUCAUCCAACUUAGCAGGAACUGCAGGACCCUUUUCUGGAUCUGUGACAGGGACUUGGGUUUCUAUUGCUGUGAUAUGACCAAAAGCAACUUGGGAAGAGUUUGUCUCAUCUUGUUCUUCCACAUCACAGUCUGUCAAAGGAAGUUAAGGCAAGAACUUGGAGCUUGCUCCAUUUGCAAAAUACUCUCUUCAUACGAGGCAGCUUUGAAAUUUUCUUUGUCAAUAAAAUUAAAUCUCCUCACCUUAACUUCAGACUCACUCUUCAGACAAGGGCAAAAAACAGCCACAUUCAUCACCAAAAUAUCACAAGAAUGAUCUCUAGGCAAAAUACUAAGAUUCUUCUCCUCAGACAAUUCUUGAGCCAGGCCCCAAUAGUUCAAAUUACCCUUACCACCAAUGUCUUCCACAUUCACAUUGGAGUGGUCCAUUAAGCCCUGCUUAAAGCAUUUUACUGUUUUCCUAAUCCAAAAUAAAUCCAUAGUUCCUUAAA
Mus caroli (Ryukyu mouse) is the source of this 691-nucleotide messenger RNA. The record is from RefSeq and is a predicted model, not a curated record. NCBI's taxonomy places the organism in Eukaryota, Metazoa, Chordata, Mammalia, Rodentia, Muridae.